This is a messenger RNA of Necator americanus (New World hookworm), 1476 nucleotides long. RefSeq lists its product as uncharacterized. Gene Ontology annotation, biological process: protein N-linked glycosylation. Bases 1 to 1476 code for a protein of 491 amino acids. The transcript is spliced from 13 exons. NCBI's taxonomy places the organism in Eukaryota, Metazoa, Nematoda, Chromadorea, Rhabditida, Ancylostomatidae. Gene Ontology annotation, molecular function: alpha-1,6-mannosyltransferase activity. Gene Ontology annotation, cellular component: endoplasmic reticulum membrane. The record is from RefSeq and is a predicted model, not a curated record.
AUGGAUAACAUAGACGGCUCUGAGUGGAUGGUGGUGAUAGCCAUGUUGAUACAUCUCCUCUUGGCUCCGGGCACUAAAGUCGAAGAGAGUUUCAACGUACAAGCAACUCAUGACUUGAUCUACCAUGCCUACAACUUAACAGCCUACGACCACAACGACUUCCCUGGAGUAGUGCCGAGAACAUUCGUUGGACCAAUCUACCUCGCAAUUUUUGCUCUCCCGAUGCGUCUUGUAUUGCAUUUGUCGAACGCUCCUAAGUUCUGGAUGCUCUUCUUUGUGCGCUUUGUACUCGGGAUGACAAACGUGAUGGCUUUCUUGAACUUCGCCAGAGCAGUCCGUAAGCAUUUCGGAGCAGAAACAGCAACGUUUUUAAGGAUUAUCGUCGCGUCUCAGUUUCACAUGCUUUUCUAUGCUUCUCGUCCGCUUCCGAAUACAUUUGCUUUUAUAUUAGUGUUGACAGUUUUCCAAAGAUGUUUGGAGAAUCGUUAUGAGAGUGCGGUCCGUUGGGCGACUACUGCUGUUGUGCUCUUCAGGUGUGAACUGGUUCUGCUUUUCGCUCCCAUAUUUCUCCCUGUCAUUCUACGUGGUCGACUUCCUCUUUUUGGUUGGGACGGCGCACUUGCUAUUGGUAUCAAAACGGCGGCAAAAGUGCUAGCUGUGACUAUUCCUGUUGAUUCGUUGUUUUGGAGACGUAUUAUUUAUCCCGAGUUUGAAGUAGCAGUCUUCAAUAUUUUGGAAAAUAGAAGUCACGAGUAUGGUGUAUCACCAUUUCUGUGGUAUUUUUAUUCAUCUCUGCCGCGGGGUUUGCUGGCUAGUCUUCCUCUCGCAAUCCUUGGAGUACUCCUGGAUCGAAGGAUUCAGCAUAUGAUUCUUUCAGUUUUGGUUUUCAUCUUUCUAUAUAGCUUUUUGCCUCAUAAAGAACUCAGGUUCGUGAUGUAUUCAUUCCCAGUGAUCGAUCUUUCAGCUGCCGUGUUUUGUGCUCGAAUGUAUAUCAACCGUGAGAAAUCAUUCAAUCGCCGUUUGCUUUACUUUGGCUGUUGCCUCCAUAUUAUUGCCAAUUUACUGGGAACAGCCGCUCUCCUCUACGCUGGUUCUAGGAAUUAUCCCGGAGGAGAUGCAAUCACCCACUUGCAGUGGACUCAACGCGUCGAUGCUAACAAGCCGGUAUCUGUCUACAUUGAUAAUGCUUGCGCUCAAACAGGUGUGAGCCGUUUUGUGCAGCUCUACGAUGCGUGGGAGUACAACAAGACCGAGACAUUAACACCUGCUGAUAUGGAAAGGUUCGACUUUCUGAUGAUUGGUACGUAUUCCGGAAAUCUGAAGGAAAUUGUCAUGACAAACUACACUACUCAUCAUAGAGUGAUGUUCGCUGUUCCGGCUUUUCAUCGGUUCACACUUAAGAAAACUUCUUCAUUCCCAUUCUAUUACCCACAGAUGAUAUUCAAAGAAAAAGUUGCUGUGUUGAAGAAGAAAUAA